GCGGCAGUGGCUGUCGACCCUCGCCUGCAAGCUCUGUAUGCGGCGGAGGAGAGCCUGGUCGGCAUCGACCAGCCGAGAGAUGACCUCAUAAUGCUGCUAACCGCCGGAGGAUGGGAGCCGCCGACGGCGAGCAACCUCAAGGUGGUCUCCAUAGUUGGAUUCGGAGGGUUAGGAAAGACUACUCUCGCCAACGCGGUGCACCGUAAGCUGGUACAGGAGUUCGACUGCCGGGUCUUCGUAUCAGUGUCACAAAACCCUGACAUAACAAAGCUUCUAAGCAAGAUUUUAGUCGACGAACUCAAGGGGAGAACUUCAUCAAUUUACAGCGAUGUGCGUGACAUAAUUAACGAUAUUAGAAGCCAUCUGCUACACAAGAGGUACCUUGUUAUCAUUGAUGAUUUGUGGGAGACAUCAGUAUGGGAUGUUCUAAAGUGUGCAUUUCCAGAUAAUAAUUGCGGAAGCAGAGUGAUAACAACUACGCGAGUUGAGAGCGUGGCUAAAACAUGCUGCAACUAUCAGGUCGAAUGCAUUUACAAAAUGAAUCCUCUUAACGAUGAAGACUCAAGAAUACUAUUUUUUAACAGAAUAUUUGGCCCUGGAGUUGCUUGCCCUAGUGAGCUCAAAGAUGUUUCAUCAAAAAUUUUAGAAAAGUGCGGAGGUUUGCCACUUGCCAUUAUUACCAUUGCUAGUCUUUUAGCUAGCCAAGCAGGCAAGGUGAAGGAAGAAUGGGAGCAUGUCCAGAAUUCACUUGGCUCAAAGUUGGGAAUUGAUCCUACAGUGGAGGGAAUGCGGCAGAUCCUGAACCUCAGUUACAGGAAUCUUCCUCCUCACCUCAAGACAUGUUUUCUCUACCUUGGGGCAUACCCAGAGGAUUGCAUAAUCUGGAAGGACGAUUUGGUCAGGCAAUGGAUAGCUGAAGGCUUUGUGAGCCGGACGCUUCAACCGGUAAUGGAUGUCGCUGGGUACUAUUUCAAUGAGCUCAUCAACAGAAGCCUGAUUCAGCCUGUGGAGAUCGGCUACAAUGACGAGGUGCUGUGCUGCAGGGUGCACGAUAUGAUGCUCGAUCUCAUCAUUCGCAAGUAUUGCGCGGAAGAGAAGUUCAUGACCAUGCUACGUGCAUCCCAGGGGAUAAGAGGGUACACUCACAAUGUCCGUCGGCUUGUCAACCACUUGGACUCUGAAAGCCAACUUGCAAAUUUUGCAAUACCUGCCACCAUUGAUCUGUCCAAAGUUCGAUCUCUGGCAACAAUUGUGAGCCCACAACAGACUCUCUGUCUUCAGAAGUUCAAGUUUAUCAGAGUUCUAGUGCUUCAAAUUGCCUAUGUUUCUGAGGAGACCAGGGAGGCAGACAUGUCGGAGAUAUCAAAACUGUGUCUGCUACGGUAUCUCAAGAUUCAUAGCGAAGUGGGGCUGAAGCUGCCUACUCAGAUCCGGGCGCUUCAACAUCUAGAGACACUGGAGAUAGUGACUGAAGUGAACUCAGGCGUUUGCAUGCCAUCAGACAUGUCCCAGCUGCCGUCUCUGUCCUACCUCAACGUCCUGCCACACAUGGCGAGGCUACCGGAUGGCGUUGCCACCAUGAGAUCCCUUCACUCUCUGGCGUUCUUCAUUCUGGAGGAGAGCUCAUUGGACAACGUUCGAGGCCUACAGUGCCUGACCAACCUGAAGGAGCUCUACCUCCGCUGCUCCGGGGACUGCUCCGACGACACAGCGAGGUCAUACAUGGAUGCGCUGCAGUCUUCAGUCUCCGGUCUUGGCUGCAAGCUCUAUCUCACAGCAUGGUUCCCCUCAGCAUGGUACCCUGACGUUCCUCAGUGGGUAAGCCAGCUGAAGAACCUCCACAGCUUGGAGCUUGGCAUUGGUCAAAUGUCGAAGAGAGGUACCUCCAUUCUUGGAGGGCUGCCUGCCCUUGUUCGGCUCGACCUUUGUAUCCGCGGCCCUAGCUUGGACCAAGAACGAGCCGUCUUCUCCGGCGAGGGGUUUCCUGUCCUGAAGCAUCUUAUAUUCACCUGCAAAGCACUCUGCCUGACCUUUCAGCCUGGGGCAUUGCCCAUGCUCAAGAAUCUCAGGCUAGAGUUCAACAUGGAUGGAAUAGGGCUGGCUGCUGACGCCCUCGUCGGCGUCGAGCACCUACGGAACCUCAAGAAAUUGUCUGCCUCCAUUGGGGGCUUCAAGGCCGACGCCAGCAUCCCUGCAGCAGAGAGAGAGGGCGUUGUGUCUGCGGUAAGGAACGCUAUCCAACUGCACCCGAGGUGUCCCCCCAUUGAGGUCACUUGUCGGCAAGGGAGGUUUGGUUAUUGAUUGGCAUGAAACUACUGAUCACACUUGUAUAUACCAAACCUGAUUCCAAUUUUAAAAUAAAUUGUACUAUAUAAAUUACAACAAAGUAUUUAUAAGAGGUAAAUACCA
Messenger RNA from Oryza brachyantha (malo sina), 2409 nucleotides. Its product is annotated as disease resistance protein RGA5-like. NCBI's taxonomy places the organism in Eukaryota, Viridiplantae, Streptophyta, Magnoliopsida, Poales, Poaceae. Gene Ontology annotation, molecular function: ADP binding. The coding region runs from base 91 to 2301 and encodes 736 amino acids. The record is from RefSeq and is a predicted model, not a curated record. Gene Ontology annotation, biological process: defense response to other organism. The transcript is spliced from 2 exons.